GGAAUGGUGGCCGACAAUCUUCCGCCUCCACAAGAGGUAGUAAAUCUACUGCAGAUGUAUAACAUUGGAAAAGUGAGGAUUUUUCAGGCACAUCAGAUAGCUCUGAGAGCCUUGGCAAACACAGGCAUUGAAGUUAUUGUGGGAGUGGGCAACGAUGAGCUUCAAAUAAUAGCAGGUGAUGAAGCCGCAGCAAACGGGUGGGUGAAGGACAACAUUAGUUCAUUCUAUCCCUCCACCAACAUCAAAUACAUUGCAGUAGGAAACGAAGUCCUUUCAAACUCACAAUAUAUUCCCUAUCUUGUCGAAGCCAUGAAAACAAUUCAAGCUGCAAUACAAGCUGCCAAUCUGCAGAACAAUAUAAAAGUUUCUACAACGCAUGCAUCUUCCGUGCUAGGGAAUUCAUAUCCUCCUUCACAGGGAGAAUUUCGUGCUGACGUGAAGGAUAUCAUGAAGUCUAUACUCGACUUCCUGGCAGAAAACGAGUCUCCUUUCAUGGCAAAUGUGUAUCCAUACUUCAGCUACCUGGACAACAAAGCCCAGAUAUCAUCAGAUUACGCGUUGUUUAGGUCGUCCACUGCUGUAGUGAACGACGGAGGUCUUCUGUAUAAAAAUCUGUUCGACGCAAUGAUCGAUUCGUUGAUUGCAGCCGUGGAGAGAAUGGGAUAUCUGAAUAUAGAGAUAAUGGUGACUGAGAGCGGGUGGCCCUCGGAGUCGGGAGGAAUUGAAGAAGCGGCUAACAUGGAAAAUGCAAGGAUUUACAAUAACAAUCUAAUUAGGCAUGUGUUGUCCGAGGAAGGAACACCAAGGAGACCAGAAAGGCUAAUCGAUGCAUACAUUUUUGGCCUUUUCAAUGAGAACUUGAAGUUCGGCCAAGAGACGGAACGCCAUUUUGGACUCUUCUAUCCUGAUGAAAUCCCUGUUUACCAUGUCGAUUUCUCCUUUGGAUGAGGAA
Messenger RNA from Cryptomeria japonica (Japanese cedar), 952 nucleotides. RefSeq names its product glucan endo-1,3-beta-glucosidase-like. NCBI's taxonomy places the organism in Eukaryota, Viridiplantae, Streptophyta, Pinopsida, Cupressales, Cupressaceae. The transcript has a single exon. Gene Ontology annotation, biological process: carbohydrate metabolic process. Gene Ontology annotation, cellular component: plasma membrane. Bases 4 to 948 code for a protein of 314 amino acids. The record is from RefSeq and is a predicted model, not a curated record. Gene Ontology annotation, molecular function: hydrolase activity, hydrolyzing O-glycosyl compounds.